CGAGUUCAUCCUGACGGACUGCCUCUCUCUCUCUCUCUCUCCCUCUCUUGUCUCUCCGUUCACGUGAAAGUUUUCGAGGGCGAGACCCCGAGGCAGCGAUGGAGAAUGUGGUGGCCGCCAACGCAGAGUUCGCCAUCGACGUCUUCAAGACUCUGGGUGCACGGGAGGUCGGUGGCAAUGUCUUCUUCUCGCCGCUCAGCAUCUCCGCGGCGCUGGCCAUGGUGCUGCUCGGCGCCAAGGGACAAACGUCUGAGCAAAUGUCCAAGGUGCUUUGCUAUGAAGGAGUGAGCGAUGUUCACGAAGCCUUCAAGGGCCUGCUCGGCACUUUGAAAUCUCCCGGAGCGGGCUGCGUCCUUCGCCUCGCAAACCGUCUCUACGGCGAGAAGACCUUCGGCUUCCUCAAGGAGUUUCUAGAUAUGACUGAGAAGUUUUAUGAGGCCGAGUUGGCUGCUGUGGACUUCACCGGAGCAUUUAAUGAUGUACGGAAGGAAAUCAACUCGUGGGUCGAAGGAAACACUGAAGGCAAAAUAAAAGAUAUCUUGGCCGAGGGCACUGUGGGCUCCACGACCCGGCUCGUUGUCGUGAAUGCUGUUUACUUCAAAGGGAAGUGGACCACACCAUUCAACCUUCAAAAUACCGCCCAGACAACGUUUUACCUUAGCAAGCGAGAGACGAAGCCAGUGCAGAUGAUGUUCCAAGAGAAAAAAUUUAGACAUGGAUUUGUCCCGCACAUGAAUUUAAAAGUGCUUGAGCUUCCAUAUGUGGGAAAUGAACUAAGCAUGAUUAUUCUGCUGCCAGCUGCCAUCGAAGAUGAAACUACUGGUUUGGAAAAGCUGGAGAGGGAGCUGAACCUUCUGAACCUUCAAACGUGGACAUCGCCCACGACGAUGCGCUCUGGGGACGUUUUGCUGCACCUCCCACGCUUCCGCCUGGAGCAAAGCUACACCCUCAACGAGCCACUGUCGAGCCUCGGCAUGGGAGACCUCUUCUCGCCGCUCACUGCCGAUUUGUCAGGCAUGGACGGAAACCGUGACCUGUUCGUUUCGCACGUGGCCCAUCGCGCCUUUGUCGAAGUGAAUGAAGAAGGGACCGAGGCGGCUGCCGCCACCACAAUAUCCGUAAUGCUGAUGUGUGCCAUGCCCACGCAGCCACCCUUUACAUUUUGCGCCGAUCACCCAUUCGUCUUCCUCAUUCGUGACAACCGCAACGGAAGCGUUCUCUUUUUGGGUCGCUACACGUCCCCCUGAGGGUCCAUCGAGGCUCCGAUUUUUCGUUGAGAAAUGUGUACCGUCUGAUUUGGUUGUGCUGCUUUAAGGGGAAAAUAUACUCGCAUACCGGUGGGAAGACACUGUCAGAGCGGGGGGGAAAUAUACUGGGGAUAAUAUACACUCCACUUGAAAUGUGUUGUUGUGGCACUCUUGAUUAUUGUUGUUUAUAAGUAUUGUUGGUAAAACUAUUUAAUUUUUUGGCUGCUGGGUAUUGUUGGGAGGGCUACGUGAUUAAAGUCUCUCGAAUCUUAAAA
Messenger RNA from Petromyzon marinus (sea lamprey), 1522 nucleotides. RefSeq names its product leukocyte elastase inhibitor-like. The record is from RefSeq and is a predicted model, not a curated record. Lineage: Eukaryota; Metazoa; Chordata; Hyperoartia; Petromyzontiformes; Petromyzontidae. Gene Ontology annotation, biological process: negative regulation of endopeptidase activity. Gene Ontology annotation, molecular function: serine-type endopeptidase inhibitor activity.